AUGGCUACCAGAACUAGUACCAUUCUGACUUUUGAAUUCGGUGUAUCAGACUCUAGCAAGAAAACAUGGAGUCCACCAUUUGCCACUUCACCUGGAAGAUUCUGGCAAUUGCACUACAGAGCUAUUUCUUCAAAAAAAUCUCAGCAUUCACAAGACUCACAUGACAACUGUACAAUAGCGUUGGCAGCGAUUCCCAACGAGCAAGAAGUGCAAUUACCGGCAGCAUGGACUGAGAGAAAUAAAUUGACUGGUACUUUAUAUUACAAAGAAAAUGCUUUGAUCGGAUUCGGGAAAAUUAUACCACAGCCUAUACAAAUGGAUAGAUAUUCACUGGAAUUGAGAGCAUUAGGAUUCUCUCACCCCCGCUCCGAACUUCCCGAAGGCUUCAUUAUUGGUGUACAAUUCAGUAACGUUCAAGACACGUGUAAAUCAAUGAAAUACCCAUUUCCGACAAAGCCGAUCCCGUCGUCGUUAGUGGACGCGUGGGCUGCCGAGCUGAACAAACAAAGUACAGCGGAUGUGCAGUUUGUGGUUCAAGAGCAGGCGAUUUAUGCCAACAGUUCAAUAUUGUGUCAGCGGUCCGAGUAUUUUCGGAAUUUUUUGAGAUCAAAAUGGGCAGAGUCUAAUUCCUUUGACAACAGCAAUAAUAAUGACAAUAAUGCCAUUGUGAAUACUAUCAACAAUAAUGGGUUCGUCAUAUUUCAACAGCAACAACAACAAUUACAGUCCAUUUCUCAAAACCCACAAAUAAAAUGCACAAUCCAAAUCCCAGACUUUCACCCCGCCACAUUCGCAGAAAUGCUCCGAUUUCUCUACACCGACCAAGUAAACUUUGAUGAUGACACCAACCAAGAAAGCUCUGCACGAACGGCUCUUGCAAUCCUUGAAAUCAGCGAUAAAUAUCUAAUCGGGGAACUUCGCCAACGCGCCAAGGAACGAAUAAUCAGUAGUCUGACUGCUGAAAAUUCCGCAGAAUUUUUAUUCGCACAGGCAUGGAAGUGGCCGGAUGUCAAAAAAGGCGUUUUCGAUUACGUGGUGAGGAAUUUUAACGACGUGCGAAAGUCGGAGGGGUUUCAACGUAUUCGUUCGAAUUUUGAUGCAUAUCCGAUGGCGACUGGGUUAUUUGCUGAUAUUUUGAAUGCUCUUUCGUUAGUUUGA
Ambispora gerdemannii is the source of this 1158-nucleotide messenger RNA. The record is from the annotation of a GenBank genome assembly. NCBI's taxonomy places the organism in Eukaryota, Fungi, Glomeromycota, Glomeromycetes, Archaeosporales, Ambisporaceae.